Emiliania huxleyi CCMP1516 is the source of this 491-nucleotide messenger RNA. RefSeq lists its product as hypothetical. The transcript has a single exon. The coding region runs from base 11 to 226 and encodes 71 amino acids. The record is from RefSeq and is a predicted model, not a curated record. NCBI's taxonomy places the organism in Eukaryota, Haptophyta, Isochrysidales, Noelaerhabdaceae.
CGCAACGACGAUGCGACGAAGUGGAAGCGAGGUGCUCACGCGCAAUGACCCGGAGCUGCACUCCCUCGCGCGAGCGGCGGGCGUCGAGGCCUCGCCGGAGAUGCUCGACAUCCUCAUCGACCUCGUGCAACAUGUCUCGCCUCAAGGCGUUGUUGCGUUCCUCCGCGGCUCAAAGUAUGCCAAGGAUGCCCAGCGCCGGGUGCAGCUACAGCCGGAGCUGGGGUGACGAGGCGCGUUAUGAUGCACGCCGGUUGCGGCCGCCUCGGAAUGCUGAUUCGGCACACCUCGCAGCACGAAGGAUCACGCGCAGAACUUCGUGCUGCGGACAAAGAGAGCAUCGGUCGAGCCGGUCCUCGCCCACACACAGCCUGCAAUUCCCUCCCCUGCCUUGCCCAAAUCCAGCGCUACGUGUAAAGAGUAAAGCCCGCUCGAGCCCUGCGCGCUGCUAGAGCGGUUUACGCGUGCAAUAAAGAAUUAUAAGAAACUCUGUA